UGGCGCACCCAGGACGGCGCGGAACAAACUAAACUCGAGAGGCGAACGAGAGAGAGGAAAAAAGAGGGGAAAAACAAGUGGAGGAGUAAAGCAGCGGGACGAGCAGAGGUGAAGGAAGCGAGGCGAGAGGGCGAUUGCGAGGUUGCUUGUGGGAUUCGCCCUCGGGUUUGAUCGGGAAGGGGAGGGAGGGGGGAGAGUCUGAUCGGGGAGGAGGAGAUGGACGUGCGGGAGCCGGUGGCGUUGGAGAUACCGGUGGAGGAUGGGGCGGCGGCGAGGCUGCCGCCGCGGAUCAGGAGGAGGCUGCUCGAGGGGAGGAGCGGCGGCGGCGGCGGGCCGACGAGCGCCGAGGAAAUCGAGGCCAAGCUCAAGGAGGCCGACCACCGGAGGCAGCAAUUCUAUGAAUGGUUGUCCUGCAAAGCAAGGAAGAAGCCGCGCAGCCCAUCAUGGUCGUCUCAAGAGGAAGAUUACGGACAGCGUCUUGAAGCCAAGCUUCAGGCAGCUGAGCAGAAAAGGUUAAGCCUCUUGGCAAAGGCACAGAACCGGCUAGCCAAGUUGGAUGAACUCCGACAAGCUGCUAAGAAUGACGUGGAGAUGCGUUUUGAGAAGGAGAAGGAAAAACUUGAGACUAGAGUUGAGUCUCGUGUCCGGCAGGCAGCGGAAAACCGCACGCGCCUUUUGCAUGCGGAUAUGCAGAGGCGGGCUGCCCUGAAGGAGAGAAAAGCAAGGUCUUUGGUGCAGAAGGCGACAUCAGAGAGCAAGUACACAGAGCGGGUGCGAUCUGAGAUCCUGCAGAAGCGUGUUGCUGCUGAGAAGAAACGGUUAGGGUUGUUAGAAGCUGAGAAGAGGAAGGCUCAGGCUCGGCUUAUGCAUAUCCAACGAGCAGCCAAGACUGUGUGCAGCCAGAGAGAAACAGAGAGGAUGAAACUAAAAGAACAGCUGGAAAGCAAACUUCAGAGGGCUAAGAGGAAGAGGGCUGAGUAUUUGAAGCAGAGAGGAAGUCCUUGCAGUUCUGCCCAUGCCGAUUACAUCAAGCAUGCAGAUAUUCUUUCAAGAAAGCUGGCAAGGUGCUGGAGAAGCUUUGUGAAGUCCAGGAAGACAACACUCGCCUUGGUUCAAGCUUAUGAUGCCCUGGAAAUUAACGGAAAAUCUGUCAAAGCAAUGCCGUUUGAGAAAUUAGCUAUGUCAAUGGAAUCUCUGACAGCUCUUGAGGCCACUAAGGCAUUGCUUGACCGGCUGGAGAAACGCCUGAUUCUCUGUCAGUCAGCAGGUUUGUCAUCUGUGGAAAAUAUUGACCAUCUACUGAAACACCUCGGAUCUCCAAAGAGAAAGGCACCUCCUAACAGACAAGGAAAACCAAGGGUUGCAGCGAAGAGGCCGGCAAGAAGUUCUGAGAUAAGCAAAUCAUCUAGAUACUCACUGAGGGUGGUACUCUGUGCUUACAUGGUUCUGGCUCACCCUAGUGCUGUUUUAAGUGGACAAGGUGAGCAAGAGAAGCUACUUAUGGAGUCGGCGACAGACUUUAUCAGGGAGUUCGAGCUGUUGGUUAAGACGGUACUUGAGGGACCAGGAAGAGCCUCAAGGCAGCCAUCCUUGGAUACUUUUACUGCUGAAUCAUCUAGUCACCAGAUGUCUUCUGAAAUUACUGGUCAGAGUAAAUUCAGGACUCAGUUGGUUAAUUUUGACAAAGCUUGGUGCGCAUACCUUUACCGUUUUGUGGUGUGGAAAGUAAAAGAUGCAAGAUCAUUGGAGGGUGAUCUUGUUAGGGCUGCAUGCAAGCUUGAGCUAUCAAUGAUGCAGACAUGUAAGUUAACUGCUGAUGGCCAGUCACACAACCUCACUCAUGAUAUGAAGGCGAUUCAGAAGCAGGUUACUGACGACCAAAAGCUCCUAAGGGAGAAAGUUCAGCAUCUAAGUGGUGAUGCAGGCAUUGAACGCAUGAACUCUGCUCUCUCAGAUGCAAGGUCAAAAUUCUUUGAAGCAAAGGAAAAUGGAAAUCCAUUGGCAACACCUGUUGCAAACAUAUCUACUCCUCUGGGCAUUAAUUUGUCUGGACAGCUCCCACCAUCUGAGAUUAGUCCGAGUUCCAAGAAAGCUGCUGAAGGAUCAAGGCCCGUUGUCCGAUCUUUGUUCGGAGCUUCUUCUUCAUCAAGCAGUACAACACCAGUGAACCUGCCAACAGAGAAUGAGCACAUGGUCAAUGAGAUGCUUCAUAAGAACGGUGUUGCAUUUGCUGGCAAAUCUGAUGCUGCCAGCACUGUUGAGAAGGAUUUGCAAACCAAAUUGAGGGAAGCAAUGGAGAAAGCUUUCUGGGAUGUGCUUACUGACUCAAUGAGAGGAGACAAACCUGACUACAGCCAACUGAUCAAUCUGGUAAAGGAAGUGAGGGAUUCGUUGCACGACUUGGCUCCCAAGGAAUGGAAGGAGGAAAUACUUGCGAACAUUGACAUCGAAAUUUUGUCUCAGGUACUUGAGUCAGGCUCCCAGGACACGCAAUAUCUGGGGCAGAUUUUGCAUUACUCCCUGGCCAUGGUCAGGAAACUAUCUGCUGCUGCAAAGGAGGAUGAGAUGAAGAAAAGUCAUGAAAAAUUAUUGAGCGAGUUGGCUGCAAGUUCUGAAGUUAAUAAUGAUAAGGCUAUCAGCUCAUUUGUCAUUGCUGUCAUCAAAGGCCUGCGCUUCACUCUGGAAGAGAUAAAGGAACUGCAAGUAGAAGUGAGUAAGGCACAUAUUCAGCUGAUGCAACCAAUGAUAACAGGCUCUGCUGGAGUGGAGUAUCUGCAGAAGGCUUUCAAUGAUCGCUAUGGACCUCCUGCCAAUGCAUCAUCCUCUCUCCCUCUUACUCUGCAGUGGGUUUCAACAUCAAAGAACAUCGUUGAAGAAGAAUGGAGUGAACACCUGGGCGCUCUUUCAGUUCUACCAGCAGCAGAUCAUGCUCAGCCUCUUGUUACUGUGCUCCGAUCUGGACAUGGAGCUCCAGGGCCCCAAGCAGCUUCUUUGUCUGCAGCAGGUAGCUCAGGUUUGCCGGAGUGCAAGGGAGAUAAGAUUGACAAGCUCGUUAGGAUUGGCUUGUUACAGCUUAUUAGUGGUAUGGAGGGCUUGCAAUUGCAGUCAACUCCUGAGAGCUUCCAUCUUAAUUUCAUGAGAUUGAGGGCUGUGCAGGGUCAAUUUCAAGAAGUGAUUGUGAUGGCUACGAGCAUGCUCGUCCUGCGUCAAGUUCUGAUGAGUGAGAAUUCGAAGAUCACUCCCCUAGAACUGGAGAACGUCAUCUCAGAACUCUUCGGCACUCUGGUGAAGCUGCUGGAUAGCUCCCCUGAGGCCGGUACUGAAGAGAUCGUGGAGGCGAUGAUGAGCUCUUCAGCCUCAGCUGGCUCUGUGUCAGAUGAAAAGAUUCAGUCGAGGAGGCAGAUAAUAACCCGAGUGCUCCUUAAGAGCCUCCAGGAUGGCGACGUUGUCUUCAAGAAGGUCUCCCGGGCGGUCCAUUGCGCCUUCCGUGGUGUCGUUCUUGGUGGCAGCGGCAUGAAGGGCCAGAAGCUGGCCGAUGCAGCCUUGCGCCGCGUCGGUGCUGGGAAGCUUGCUGACCGGGUGGUGAAGGCGUCUGAAGUGCUGAUCAUGGUGGCAACGGUCACGGAGAAGGUCCACGGCCCAUGGUACAAUGCACUUGCCUGAAUGUGAAUAGUUUGAUCGGUUUUGUGAAUACGCUCGGUGGAUUGUAAAUUCUUGUUCCACUGGGUGGCAUUGGGAACAAGGCAUUGUACAGCAAUUUAUAGGUGUCCUUAGUAGGUUAGUUUAGCAUGUUCAGAAAUUCCUGGUGCAGGGCAAAUAUGGAUGUACCUGCAUCAGAAUUUAGUCGGGCACCAGAGAUGCUCAAUUGCAUCCGGGGGAAACGAUGUCACGUACAAUCGUAUAUGAUGGUGCAGUCAUUGUAAUAUAACAAUUGAAUAAUGUGAUUAAUUGUCUAUACUGUAAAUACUUU
Messenger RNA from Brachypodium distachyon (stiff brome), 3970 nucleotides. RefSeq lists its product as uncharacterized. Bases 217 to 3663 code for a protein of 1148 amino acids. The record is from RefSeq and is a predicted model, not a curated record. Gene Ontology annotation, biological process: signal transduction. NCBI's taxonomy places the organism in Eukaryota, Viridiplantae, Streptophyta, Magnoliopsida, Poales, Poaceae. The transcript is spliced from 9 exons.